Messenger RNA from Papilio polytes (common Mormon), 7629 nucleotides. RefSeq names its product ubiquitin carboxyl-terminal hydrolase 32 (gene Usp32). The record is from RefSeq and is a predicted model, not a curated record. Gene Ontology annotation, cellular component: Golgi apparatus. Gene Ontology annotation, biological process: protein deubiquitination. Gene Ontology annotation, molecular function: cysteine-type deubiquitinase activity; calcium ion binding. Lineage: Eukaryota; Metazoa; Arthropoda; Insecta; Lepidoptera; Papilionidae. The transcript has 27 exons. Bases 166 to 5304 code for a protein of 1712 amino acids.
GCAGAACAAGUGGCAAGUGCAGAAGCUCGCAAUGAAGUCGUAUAAAAAAUAAAAAUAUUCAAUAUGGCUACAGAUCAUACGACGUGAGCUGUCAGCUGUAGUAAUAUUUGUUUCUUUGUGUUAAUUACGCGUUAAAAAUGUUAUAAAUAUUACGUGUUAUCGAAUAUGGGUGCGAAAGAUUCAAAACCUAGUUUUAUAUCUUACGAAGAUGCGACGAAGAGAGUAAGCGAGAGUGAAUUACGACGUAUUCGUGAAGCGUUUAAGAGAUGUGCCGGUACAAGUGGGACGGCCUUGAGCCUGGAAGCGUUCGUCCAUGAAGUGCUGUGUGAUGGAGUACCUUACGAAGUUGCCGAGUGGAUGUACCAGGCCUGUGGCGGUACAAAGCGAGGGAUCAUAUUCAGAGACCUUCUUUGCGGAAUUGUCGUAUUAACGAAAGGAAAUCUCGAAGAGAAAAUCAAAUUCCUUUGGACUCUCUACGUAAAUAAUCAAAGUGAGAAUGGCACAUACAUCUAUAAGCGUGACUUUGCUCGUGCGUUACAAAUCGAGAACACAUCCCUGCCGGUGUCAAAGUCCCAUCGGUCCGCAGACAUUCUCACCAGUUUGUUUGGACUGGGUGAACGGGUGACUUUCGAGCAGUUUAGAUCCUGGUUACUCAUACAUAAAGAUGCUACAGUACUAUCGAAAUGGCUGCUAUCGGAUCGAGGAAGUAUUUCACAUGAUUUGGAAACACCAACUUUUUAUCAAAGUCUGGCUGGUGUUACUCAUUUGGAAGAGCGGGACAUAAUCGAGCUAGAAAAAUGUUUCUGGUCUCUACGAAGCAAUGCGUCGAGCGGGCAGCUAGACGGGGCGGGACUCCGUGCGCUGCUGACCCCGCCCCUGCCCGCCGCCGCGCUGCCCGGCGUUCUCCGCGCACUUGAUGAAAAUAGAGACGGACAUGUCGACUUUAAAGAACUCUGCUGUGGUUUGAGCGCAGCUUGUAGGGGACCUCGCACUGAGAGACUCAAGUUUUGCUUCAAAAUCUUCGACCUAGAUCGGGAUGGGGUUUUAAACAAGAAGGAACUAAUCGAUAUGGUGGGGAUACUCUGCACGGUAGCCAAUGAGUCCCUCAAGCAGCAGAACUCACGAGCAUCCACACCAUCAGAUGAAUCAGAAGCCGAUAAAAGCUUUGAUCCAGAAGUAGUGCUACUAAACUUGAGAGAUAAACUGGUGAGCCUGCCGAAGAAUGGAAGCAAGCCAAUAUUUCAACUAGGACCUAAUAUUUCAGUUGACGAAUCCGGGAAAAUAGAAGAGGAAUUGGUCGAUAUUAAAGAGGAUUCGGAUUGCGAAAGUCUUAUCGCAUCAGACGCGGCGCUGACUGCUGAAGAGUUCCUCAUGUGGGCGGUGGAGCGUGCUGAACGACUGCUCACCCCACUACUGGAGUUGGUGUUCGAUGUAUGCCAUGUGGUGCUUGGUCUACGACCACAGUGUAGACAUCACGAGAGGGACAUCGUAAUCCGCUGGCUACGACGUGAAACAGCUCGCGGGUACUCCGUGGGCCAGUUUUGGUACCUUGUGGGAAGCGAGUGGUGGGCCUCAUGGGCGGCGUACACGGCGGCUGGGGACAACUGCUGCCGGAACACGCCUCGUGCUAUAGAUGACGCUAUCGUCUGUGAUGAGAGCUUCACUAGUAACUCUACAGAAUCAAUGGGGUCCCUACUAUGGCGUGCGGAGACGUCGUCAUUAGGCAGUGGCAGCGCGGGCAGCAGUAGUGGGGUGAGCAGCGCCCCUGCACACCGCUCGCCGCCGCACCCCGGGCCUAUAGACAACAGGCGUCUGCUGGCAAGAGACGACCUAAAGGUUCGGACACUGACGGGAGAAGGCGGGCAUUUACGACGUGACGUCACUCUCGCCCAGCACAGGGACUUCGAACUGUUGCCCGACUCGCUAUGGCGGGCAAUGGCGCUCUGGUACGGCGGACCAGACCCCCUGCCCAGACAGGUUAUCAGGCCACCCAAUUCUGAUGUCGAGAUGGAACUGUACCCGCUGCAGUUAAAGAUUCUCCGCCACGUACCGAGUACACCGCGUGUGAGCGCGGGCGUGGGCGUGGGCGCGGGCGUGGGCGGCGCGGGCGCGGCGCUGUACAGCAGCGUGCCGGCCGCGCCCGCGCCGCCCGACCGCCAGCUCGCCUACACCGCCGCCUUCUCCCGCCUCGCCACCGUCAGACAGGUGACGGAGUUCCUAUGCGAGGCGCUGGGGCUGGCGCGCGAGGACGUACGUCUGUGGUCGGUGGGCGGGGCGGGGGGCGGCGCGGGCGGCGCGGGCGGCGCGCUGCUGCUGGACGACGAGCGGCCCUCGCUGCACGACCUGCGUCUGCACGAGCGGGACCGCUCCCGUCUGCUGCUGGAGCUGCGCAACCCGGACCUCACCUGGCCGGAGGAGAUUGGUGCCCUCAGUAUGAGCGGGGGGCGCGGCGGGCGCGGCGUGGAGCGGCGCGAGACGCUGUCCGCGCCGGACGUGGCGGGCGCCACCGGCCUGCACAACCUCGGCAACACCUGCUUCAUGAACGCCGCGCUGCAGUCCGUGUGGAACACGGGCCCCCUGACCCGCUAUUUCAACUCUGGCAUGCACCUGUACGAGGUGAACACGACCAACCCGCUCGGCACUAAGGGCGCACUCGCGCUGCGCUACGGAGAACUCUGCAAAGAGGUGUGGUCGUGCAGUGCGCGUUCGGUAGCUCCGCUGCGCGUGCGCUGGUGUGUGUCGCGUCACGCGCGUGGUCUGGCUGGCGGCGAGCAGCAUGAUGCACAGGAACUUCUAGCAUGGUUGCUGGACGCGCUGCAUGAGGACCUCAACCGAGCAGCGCCGCCCCGCGCACUGCCCCCGCCCCCGGCCCCGGCCACGCCCACAGACACGCCCCCGCAGCAAGUGGACACGCCCCCGCCCACCAGGCCGGACCAGGAGCUGGCGGCGGAGGCGUGGGCGCAGUUCACGGCGAGCAAUGACUCGAUAAUGACGGACCUGUUCUACGGCCAGCUGAAGUCGAAGGUGCGCUGCGACGCGUGCGGACACGAGUCUGUGCGCUUCGACACCUUCAACAUGCUCAGUCUGCCGCUGCCCAUGGAGUCCUUCGUGCGGUGCGAGAUUAGAGUUAUAUUAUUGGAUGGCUCGGUUCCUGUGAAAUACGGUUUGCGAGUGAAUUCUGAAGGAACUUAUCUGGAUUUGAAGAAGAAACUCUCAGAAUUAUGCGGAUUGCCACCUGAAUGUAUGCUGGUGGCGCUGGUGUCGGGGGCGACGAUCUCGCGGCUGCCGGAGGACGGCGCCAAGCUGACUGCGAGCGGCGCCACGGAGCUCUUCGUCUACGAGAUACCAGCGCCGCAGCACGGCACACAUGAGUGGGGCGAGACGGGCGCGUGGUGCGGCGGGGGCGGAGGCGGGGGCGAGGCCGGGGGCGCGGCGUGCGGCGGGGCGGGGGCCGGGGGCGGGGCAGCGGGCUCGGUGAGUGUGCGCGCCGCCUCGCUCUGCAUGCCCGCGCUCUUCUGCUUCAAGCGUUCGAGAUCGGAAAUUCUUAUGUCCCAGAGCCCGCCCAGCACCUUCAGCCAGGGGGCGGAGUUGGGGGCGGAGCUGGGGGGCGAGGGGCGGAGUCACACGCUGCCGCGAGGCGCGGGGGCGCGGCGCUCUCUCACCCUGCCGCCCCCCGCCCCGCCCCUCUCCAAAGUCAAGUUCGCCUCCUCCCCUUCCGAUAUGUACAAGAUGGAUGAGAUAGAUGGACCUCCUAUACAGUAUUUGAUUGCAGUGCAUAGGAAGCAGUGCCGCGCGGACGCGUUCUUCCUGCCGUGGCAGCGCGUGCGGCCGGCGCUGUUCGGCGUGCCGCUGGCGGUGGCGGUGCGCGCGGGCGAGCCGGGCCGCGAGCUGUACGCGCGCGUCUGGGCGCAGCUCGCCCGCCUGCUGUCGCCCCGCCCACCGCGCCCCCCCCACACGCCCCACGCACACAGGGACCUGCCCAACCACGCGGCCGACUGUGACGACAGCCUGGGAUACGAGUUCCCGUUCACGCUGCGUCUAGUGUGCGGGUCCGGGGCGUGGUGCGCGCUGUGCGCCUGGCCCGCGCUCUGCCGCGGCUGCGCGCUGCCCAGCGACCACAAGCCGCUGCUCGCUGACACGCACACGGACACGCAGGCAGACAUGCAAACAGACAUACAAGACACGCAUAUAUACGAGUCGCAGGUGUCAGUGGACAGUGGAUGCGCGCUGGCGGGCGGCUCUCCAGCCGCGCGCGCCAAGCUGCAGCGACAGUCCAGCGCCCGGCACGCCAGUGAUGCCGCGGGUGAGAUGGGUUGCGGCGAGGUGUCGUACCUGUCGAUGGGGGCGCUGCGCGCGGCGCGGCGGCGCGGCCUGCUGCUCGCCAUCGACUGGGAGCCCACCGCGCUGCAUCUGCGAUACCAGGCCACCAGGGAGAGGGCGUGCGUGGAGCACCCGUCGGUGUCGGAGUGCGGGGCGGCGGGCGCGCGGCCGGUGGACCUGGCCAGCUGCCUGGCCGCCUUCACCUCGGAGGAGCGCCUCGAGCAGCGCUACCACUGCGACCACUGCCGCUGCGCGCAGCCCGCCACCAAGAAGCUGCAGCUGUGGCGCGCGCCGCCCAUACUGAUUGUCCACCUCAAACGUUUCCAAUACGUGAACAACAAAUGGAUAAAAUCCCAGAAAGUGGUCAACUUCCCCUUCGAAGACUUCGAUCCUACGCCGUACCUCGCCUCCGUCCCCCAGGAGACCAUCCUCAGGCAUCGCGAGCUGAAGACCAUGAGGCGAAGGUCCAUGUUCGUGGACGUUGAAGGUCCCAUAUCGGAGACAGAGAGCGAGAACUCCGAUGAUGAGGAUAGUAGAGAAGAUUCUAGAAGUAAAGCUAAUGUGGAAAGAAGACGGGAGUCGGUGGAGGUGAAGGGUCGUGCGCGGCUGCAGUCCACCAGCCUGACAGCCACUCCUGUCACUGAUGAUAACCUGGUGGACUACCACCAGCACCAUCUGGAGAAGGACCAGGACCCCUUCGAUUUGAAGUACAAGCUGUAUGCUGUUGUGUCACACACCGGUCAGCUGCACGGCGGCCACUACGUCGCGUACGCACACAACCCAUCCGGAGCCUGGCUCUGCUACAACGACAGCUCGUGUCGUGCGGUCAGUGCGCGCGAGGUGCAGCCAGCGGCCGCUUACUUACUGUUCUAUGAGCGCACUGGACUGGAAUACUCGCGAUAUUUACCUGCAAGUACGAAUGGUACACCACCCGCGGUGACCACUGAAGAUGAUGAUAUGCGGAACAUGUGUGUACUCGCAUGACCUGAUAAUGCACGGUUCACACUUGGACAGUACAGUAAGACAGUUGCGACAGACAUAGAUUGUACUAGCUGUUUGACUUAAUCAGUGUGGAAUUAAAAAAUAAUAAAAAAAGUAUGGCCUACGUCAUUGAUAAAGUUUUUAUAGGUGCAAGAAUUGAAAUCGGCUGUAUAGUUUUUGCAAUAUAUACAAAAAAAAAAUCUUUCCCCUUUAUAAUAUUAGUAUAAAUUACCCAGUAGUGCCAGUUGAUUUACAGUUGAGUUUAAGCUACAGACCGGUACUGGACAAGUGUCAUCCGCGUACUGUCCAACUGUCCUGCCCACGUGUGAACCAGGCAUAAACGAAACACAAAUAUAAUUGUCUAUUUUUUAACUAUGACUACCAAAUUGUUUAAAUCAUUUGGUAUGCUAAGUUAAAUAAAAAUUGUUUUGUUGUGUUUUGAUUUUAACAUUGUAUCCUAUUUAUAUAUUUAAAACUGAUGUAUAUGUAGAAUUUACAAUUGAUGUAAUUGUUACGAUAUAUUGGUAGCUAAAAAAAAUAAACAGUAAACUGCCCAGUAUUUCACGAUAGUACAAUAAUUAAAUAAAAACAAAAUAAAUGUAAUAUUAAAAAUAAAAUUGUAAAAUAAAAGAUUUUUGAAUUUGCACUUGCUUAAUAUCAAAUUAUAAAUAUCAAAAUUUACAUAAAAAAUAUUCUUAUUGGCACUAUUUAGCUUGGCUUGUAAAAAAAAAAACAAAUGUAAUAGAAAAAACAUUAUAUUUUACUAUAUUUUCUAUAUAGAUUUUGCUUUAAAAAAAAUGUAAAUGUAAUUUUGGCGGCAAAUUAGAUUUAUACUAUUGCAGUCUCUUUUCCCUUCAAUGAGAUAGAGCGGGAUAGGUGUAGAACAUAAACAUUCCGAUAGAUAAGUUGGGACCAGUCGAUUACUAGUUAUGUGUUACUCAACUGAAAUUAUUGAUUUACAGAUCAGUCAACUGAUUCACAGAUCAAUUUGUAUCUAUAUGAUUAUGAUUAGCGUUUCUAUCAACAUAUACCGUGAGCUGAUUGAGCCAUAGCUCAAACCUGAACGUUAGAACCGGGUCAAAUGUUCAACAUGUCUAAUUGAGACUCCAAAAACAUGGGAAAAAAGUUUUAUGUACAGACUGAAUGAUUGUUUGUAAUGUAGUUUGAUGUCAUAUGAAUUCACUAAUUAUUUUAACUAUAGCUCCGUCUAAUUUUGCACCUUAUAUUAUUUAUUAUAUUGACAUCUUUGGUUAUUUUAUUUAGAAUGUUGUUUUCAUAAUGGUGGCAUUAUUUGCAGUUUAGUUUUGUCAAUUGUAUAUAUUAUAAAAUAAGUUCGUGUCGGUGUUGCCAUUUACACAUACGAUUGAAUAAUGCAGAAGGGAAAGAUCGGUUGGAGUUUUUAUUUGUAUGUGUAGUAUGUAGCACCCACGGCAUCUAUUAAUAUAUUCAAAACUCUAAGAUAAUGCUUUGCUAGGUAAGUUAUUUUUGUUAUUUAAUUAAAUUUAAUGUUUAAGUUUGUUAAUUUAUGUUGGUAUUACCAAACUACGCUAUGUUUAGUGUUGCCAACUGCAUAAAUUAUUUUAAAGUGUGAACAGUAUUAUCUGGUAAAUUCUUAGGUCAUAUUUGAGAGGAAAAUUGUAAUAUCUUAUCUGUAAUACUAAUUUGAAUGUUGGCAACAGUAGACGUCCGCGUACAGCGUUAGCUAAGUUGUGAAUAUGUUUAUGAUAUUAUUAAUGGAUGCGCGUUGUUUGAAAAAAAAAAAUGAUUUUCCUUGUAUGCUUGAAAAGGACUUCAAAUUUUAUUACAAAAACAUUCUCUGGACUGUUUUAGUUCAAAUAACAUAGUUUUAAUAAACCCAGUCGUAUACUUAGAGGUUAUCUGUUUGCGCGCAUCCAUUCCGUGCUACGCAAGGUACAGAAAUUGUAUUUAUAAUUAAUUUUUAGUCUAGUUGUGAUCAUUUUUAGAUGUAUGUGCCAUCUGCGGUUCAAAUCAUUUGUCCAAAAUACCAAAGCAUCUCGGAUUAGUUUAGGCGGGACUUGCAAUUCCUUUUAAAACUGCUUAAAAUACUUGAUUUGUCGGUAAAGUUAAAUUAUUUAUAAAAAUCGUGUAACAUCGAAUGAAUCUGUAGUAAUUAUCCAAAUGUAUUUAAUAGUUUAAUUUAAUUGUAAAUAAGUUUUUAAGCUUUACGAAUUUAUUUUGGGUGAGCGCGGACUCGCUCGAACAAAGUGUCUUGUCACAAACCGCGCUGUCAUAAUAAUACGAAUAUUGGAAUUAUACUUUUAUUGUUAUAUUUAAUAUCCCUGUGCAAUAAACGAUAUUUUGUAUCAA